AUGGACUGCUGGCUCUUGGGUGACCUGUCCGGGAUCGGAUCGGAGCGCGGAGCGACCGGCCCGACGCCCGGUGAGGAUUCUGACUUCGAAGACGCUCCUGGUACCAUCGCUGGGCCCUUGAGUUGUGACUUGGACAAGACCUUCUCAGACUACUUGGAGCUUGAAGAGAGCGACAAGGAGAAAACCAAGCGAAUCACCGGCAUCAUCCAGAAUUUGGCGAAGCUGGUUCUUGAUCACGACUACAGAGAUGAAUUAUUCCACUCAAUGGUGACGUUGGCCACCAAGUUUGCCAACUUAAAAAGCGAAGAUCUUGCCAGCGUGGACUACAAUGAGGUCAUGGAGAUUGACACCGUGGCCAUCGAGUGGUUGAAUCAUGAAAACGGGGAGCUGAGUUGGUACUCCGCCUCCGAGCGAAAUCUGGUGCUGACCCGCACAGACCUGGAUUGGCUUUUGAAACUGACCACCGGCCAAGAAGUCUCACCAGAAGACGUGGAGCGGCGGAAUAGGACCAUGAAGGUUGGCUCUGACCAUGCGUGCUUUGGCUUUUGCGGUGACCGGGGCUACGCUGCUCGCAGCUUCGGUGCCGGUACCCCUUGGACCAGCGCGCAGGUGGACUAUUGCUAUGAUAUCGCGCUAGCUCCGAGUGCUCGCACCGCAGUGAUGUGCGCCAUCAAUCAGAUUAAGGGAAAGGUGCCAGGCAUCCGAUUCGUGAACGUUGGCUAUUAUGGCCGGGGUUCGUGCAACUCGAACCCUGCGAUCUUCGUCCAAUCUAGCGCUGCAGGCUGUUUUGCAGAUAUCGGCAUGAUGAGCCUCCUGGGCCACAGCGUGAAAGAGGGGUGA
Messenger RNA from Durusdinium trenchii, 840 nucleotides. The record is from the annotation of a GenBank genome assembly. NCBI's taxonomy places the organism in Eukaryota, Dinophyceae, Suessiales, Symbiodiniaceae.